CUAGAAGCCAGUUGCUUUUGUUUUUCCUAAGACGUUAAAGUUUAGAUACAAUCUAAUACUAGCAAAUCAUCACAGCUUGGGCGGAAUAUCACCACGGCAAAGUGAUCAUGGCGUGACGUGGUAAAGACGACUUUGGAUUUUUCUGGUUCUUUUUCAUCUCUUUUUUGCACAACGAACUGCUUCAUACCUCCGUUUUUUUUUUUUCAAGAAAAGAAAAUAGGCUCCUUGGGCCGGCGAGUUUUCUCGCAACAACUACCGCGAUCAUGGAUACAGACUCGGAUUUGACUGGAGGACCGGUCCUUCUCUCAUUAUCAAUCAUAACAACAUGCUUUGCUUUGGCAACAUGCGGUUUGAGGCUCUUUGCUCGUUUCAGAAUAAGCCAUGAGAUAGGCAGAGAGGACUACGCCAUAGGCGUGGCUGCUAUUAUGGCAUUUAUAGGGACCAUCUUCAGCAUGAUGGAAAGCACUUCCGACACCUCUGCGCAAGCGAUUGAGUUCAACACCCUCGGCCAGCCAUUUUACGUGAUAGGCGCCACAUUGGCCAAAAUCUCCAUCUGCUUCUCCUUUAUCGCGUUGAUGGAUACCAUGAGGGUUUGGCGGGUGGUGCUCUCGACGUUGAUCUUUCUCAUGGCCUCCACCGACUUCUGCUCUGCCCUGACGACGAACCUGCAAUGCCAGCCGUUGGAGAAGCUUUGGGACCCUGAUUUGGAUGGCGCGUGCUGGGAUCCAAGUGUGCAGGCCAACAUUGGUUAUUUCAGGGGUACUUUUUCUGCUGUUUCCUGGCUGAUGUUGUCCAUCAUGCCGGUCUUUAUCCUUCGCGGUUUGGAGCCUGAUAACCGCGCCCUGAGGUGGCCAUUUUAUGGCCUCUCGGCUUUGAGCAUCACUGCCGGAGUCUUCUCAGCAGUCCAGACAUAUGAGACGUCAAACAUACCGAUGCAGACGGGCAUCUAUACUUAUAGCAACUUCCUCUCCACCCUCUUCUCUCUCUUUGAACAAAACAUCGGCAUCGUCGCCGCCAACUUUCUCCACGUCGGACCGCUCUUCUCCCGCCGACAGCGGCAGCUAGCCAGCCGGACCGACAGCGUCCACGACCCCUUCAAGCAGGGACGCAGCGGCGGCGGCGCCUCGCACUCCUCGGGCGACUCGGGGAGCGUGCGGUCCACGGGCCCGCUGGGUCGGUUGAGCGGCCUGGCAGGGGCGUCCAAGUCCACUCUGGGCGGCGGCCUGCAGAGGUCCGACAGCUUCGAGAUGGGACUCGGCCGGUCCGGCUCGACGCGCAGCGUCAUUCGCGGCGGCGUCGGGCGGUCUUCGAGCAGGAGGAGCAACAGGAGCGGCACCGGCGAUGCUGGCGCCGACGAGGCGGCUCAAGAUGCUGCGGCCGCCGUCGGCGGCGGGCAGUGGCCGCAGGGUAUCAUCAUCAAGACGGUCGAGGUCGAGGUCACGGUCGAGGAGAGCACCCGCGAGGUUGACACGAGUAAUAUGCCGACAACGCCGAGUGCCGAGCACGAUUGGGAUCGGAUGCUUCGCGAUGGUCCGUCGACACGAUGA
Pyricularia grisea is the source of this 1547-nucleotide messenger RNA. RefSeq lists its product as uncharacterized. Lineage: Eukaryota; Fungi; Ascomycota; Sordariomycetes; Magnaporthales; Pyriculariaceae. The transcript has 3 exons. The coding region runs from base 264 to 1547 and encodes 427 amino acids. The record is from RefSeq and is a predicted model, not a curated record.